This is a messenger RNA of Styela clava, 6850 nucleotides long. RefSeq lists its product as uncharacterized. Lineage: Eukaryota; Metazoa; Chordata; Ascidiacea; Stolidobranchia; Styelidae. Gene Ontology annotation, biological process: regulation of gene expression. The record is from RefSeq and is a predicted model, not a curated record. Gene Ontology annotation, cellular component: nucleus.
UUUCUGAAUAAAUUAGUUUAGGUUUGUAGUUCUAUCAGGAUGUCUUUCAGCCUACUGUAAACAUCUGUAAUGACUGCAACAACUGAGCAAGACUACAUUGAAAGGAAGGGAAUAUUUUUUGAAGAAUUCUUCUUGAAUAAAAAGUAUAACAGAUCGUAGAUGACAGUAUGUUGGACAAGUAUAUUGAACGAAACUGUGCGUUACCUGCACAAACGGCGCUUCAUUGCAGCCCUGAGCGUCCUUCAGGUGUUGACGGAAAUUCUACGCAAUUCCACAAAAAUGGUGAUUCGUCACUAAUGCCAACUGAAUUGGAAUUCUUACAACAAUCGAAAACCGGGCAAAUUAACGAUGAUAAAAGAUUAUGCUUUGAGAAUUCUGAAACCACUGAAAACCCCUAUCGGUGCAAUUUUUUCGAAAAAUUCAAUAUGCAAUUUGAUAUAAAAGAUUUGGAUACCUCCCACACAGAUAACUGUACUGAUUCCGUAAAAUUUAUGGAUGAGCGAACAUUAUUUGAAAAGCUGUUUGAGGAGCAAGCAGAGUACGAGCAGUUUUUGGUUGACAAAGCAAAAGAAGAACUUGAGGUGCAAAAACAAGAUUCUGUUACGCAAAUAAUAAAUCAGAAAUCCAUCUCUCCACCUCCGAUGGAUGAUAUGGACAUUAGUGAUAUAAUAUACGAAUUCCGCUCCUCAAGUGAGGAUGAAUCUGGCAGUCAAUGUUUUAAAUGUGGAAUGAAGUUUUUUAGAGCUAUCGAUUUAAAGAGGCAUAGAAGAUAUCACGCUAAAAAACACAUGUCAAAAUCGCGAAGAACUUUUUCUAAAAUUGUAGAUCGCCUUCUGAAAAAUUCAAAAAUCACCAAGUCAUUGUUAUCAAAAAAUUCCAAAAUUGAUGAGUCAUCAUUACACCCAAAUUCAACUGAUGACUCAUUAGAAUUCGUCCAAAAUAGCCAAAAUGGAGAAUCUUCCCCAUUCAAGAUAUUGGAUAUUUCCUCUCUUUGGAAUUGUUUUGUAAAACUUGAAAAGUUAAGAGAUCAUAAAAAAUACCUCUCCAAAUUUGGUGUUUCGUCACAUGAAGAACCAGCUAGUUUGGAACAUGAUAUAAACGAUAAUGUCAAAACAACAUGUGUGCCGAUGGAUUCAAGUCAAGAAAUGGAGAGUAAAAACAAUAAAGUGCCAUCACGUCCGCAGAAAGAAAUGAUAGAAAACCAAAAAACACAAAAUAUUGACGGUGUUUCAAAACCUACUAUAGAUUUAAAUGACAAAAUAACCCAUAAGUCGGAGAAGUUGAAAAUAUUGAGUGAAAAGCAGACAACAAAAAAUAACGACAGUGAGCCCACAAAGAAUGCCAAAAUUACUCAAGAGUCACCCCUGCAGAACGAGAUGGUGGAAAACCAGAAAAUACCAAACAUUGACAGUGUUCCCAAGCCUACUAUAUGUUUGACAACUGCCAGAACACAAAAAUCAGGAAAGCAAAGAAAAUUGGGAGAAAACCAGGUAACACACAAUAUUGAUGACGUUCCAGAACCUACUAUAGAUUCAAAUGCUAAAAUAACUCAAGAUAAAGAGCCAGAGAAGCUGAAAAAAUCAAAUGAAAAGCAGAAAACACGAACUAUUGACGGUGAACCAACUAUUGAUUUGAAUGAAAAAAUAACUCAAAAACCAGAGAAACGAAAAAAAUUAAGCGGAAGCAAGAAAACACAAAAUAAUGUCGAUGAACCCUCUGCAGAUGCGAAUGCCCAGAUAACCCAAAAAUCAGAAAAGCGAAGAAAAUUGAUUGGGAACCAGAAAACGCACAAUUUUGACGGUCUCCCUCAACCUUCUACAGGUGCAAAUGCUGAAACAACUCAGGACUCAGACGUGCAAUCAAGCAAAAAGCAGAAAACAAAAAAUAAUGACGGUGAACCCACCCUUGAUUUAUUUGAAAAAAUAAUUCAAGAGCCAGAGAAACGGAAAAAAUUAAGUGGAAACGAGAAAACACAAAAUAUUGGCAGCUUUCCAAUUACCCAUGACAGUGACAAACAAUGUCAUAUUUGCUAUAAAACGUUCAGUCAAAAGUGUCAGGUCAGAAGACAUUUAAGAAAUGCACAUAGAUCUGACCCAAAAUCUGUAACCACUCAGGAGUCGGAAAAGCAAGAAACAUUGGAUACACAAAAAGAAUCAAGCGAAAUCUGUGAUACACAAAACAAGGACAGCGAUACUACAACUACAACUGACAGCGACUUGCAAUGUCAUAUUUGUAGCGAAACGUUCACUCAGGAAUCUCAUGUCAGAAGACAUUUAAGGGACAUACAUGAAUUUGAUAUAAAUGCAAAUUCUGAAAUAACUCGGCAGUCAGACAAACAAGAAAUAUUGCUUACACGCGAAGAUAUUCAGAAAACACGAAGCGAUGACAGCAUUACAACUGCUGACAGCGGCAUGCAAUGUCAUAUUCAAAAAACAAUUACUCAAAAAUCUCAUGUCAGAAGACAUUUAAGGAAUGCACAUAAUUCUGACCCAAUAUCUGAUACAAACGCAAAUUUAGACAAACAAACAUUGCUUACACAGGAAGAAUCAAGUGAAAUCCGUGAUACACAAAACAAAGACAGGAUUACAACUACUCUUGACAGCGACUUGCAAUGUCAUAUUUGUCGUAAAACAUUUACGCGGAAUUCUCAUGUCAUAAGACAUUUGAGAACCGUACAUGAAUUUGAUAUGAAUGAAUAUGCCAAAAUGACCCAAAAAUCAGACAAACAGGAAGAUCCAGAUUUUGACAGAGUUCCAAUCUCUUUCGACAAUGAUAAGGAAUGCCAUAUCUGUCAUAAAACGUUUAGUCGAAAACGUCAUGUCAGAAGACAUCUAAAUGAUGUACAUAAAUCUAAGCCAAAAUCUGAUAUUAUUGCCAAUUCUGAAACAACUCGAAUGUCAGACAAACAAGAAAUAUUGCUUACACAUAAAGAUUCAAGCGAAAUCAAGGAUACCCAAAACAAAGACAGCAUUACAACUACUCCUAACAGUGACUUGCAAUGUCAUAUUUGUCGUAAAACAUUUAUGCGAAAUUCUCAUGUCAGAAGACAUUUAAGAACCAUACAUGAAUUUGAUAUGAAUGAAUAUGCCAAAAUGACCCAAAAAUCAGACAAACAGGAAGAUUCGAUAGAGAAUCAAGAUUUUGAUGGCGUUCCAAUUUCACCAGACAAUGACAAGCAAUGCCAUAUCUGUCAUAAAAUGUUCGCUCGCAGUCGUAACGUCAGGAGACAUUUGAAGGAUGUACAUAAAAGUGACUGCUUACCUUGUAGUUUAUGCGAUAGGAAAUUUCCUAGAAAGUGUGACUUGAUGAAUCAUAUAAACUAUGUUCAUAAAAAUGAACGCAAAGGUGCUCGGGAUAUUUCUUGUGGUAUAUGUGGAAAUCAAUACUCUUCACAACCGAUUCUUCAAAAACAUAUGAGGAAGCAUUUGAGUAAAAUUGGAAAAUAUAGCUGUAUAAAUGAUAAAAAUGUACAGAAUUGUAUAAAAGAGCCAAACAAUGCUGUAGAGAAUGGCAUCGGUGAGGAAACUGUGGCAACCAGUAUUACGGCAAAUUUUCACAAUGACUGUGAUUCAAGUGUCCACAAACAGGCCCAUGCUACAAAAGAGCACAGCAAUAGAAAAAUUCAAAGUUCUUGUACUAAGGACGAUAUUCCAAAUGAUGAUGAACCUUGUAUACAUCAAGAUGAGUCUUCUGACUUUAAUUGUUCAGACAAUAGCCCUGUUAUUGCUUUACGACCUCAGCGUAAAGACCGCAAUGCUGCUACCAAAAAGCAACUGCUCCUAGACUGGUUAAAGUCAGAUAGAACCAGUCAAAAUCAGAAUUUGAGGGAAGCAGAUGAAAAUGAAGAAGUAACUAGUGAACCAGUAUGCAACAAAGAUUCUAAUGCUGCUACUAAAAGACAACUAUUCACUGUCGACAAGUUAGAACCAGAUAUAACUGGUCUAGACCAGAAUUUGAGGGAAGCAGAUGAAAAUGAAGAAGUAACCAGUGAAAAUGUAUGCAACAAAGAGCAAUGGCACACAGAUGACGGGUUAGAGUCGGAUAUAUCCAGUCAAAACCAGAUUUUUAGCAACACAGAUGGCAAUGAAGAUUCGGCCAGUGAAUCUGUGUGCAAUAUUUUAAACUCUGACCAACGUGAGCCAGCCAAUCAUAUCUUAUCCGAUACCCCUGAAUUACCGACUAUUCCACUUAAUAUUAGAAAGAAAAAACGUAAAAAACAUAUUUGUAUUGCAUGUGGAAAGCGGUUUCGCAAAACAAAAAUUCUGAAACAGCAUAUGGAAAAGGUUCAUUUAGCGAAAGUGCAACCAUUCCAUUGCGAAAAGUGCAAGAAACGUUUUUCAACUUACUCGAAGUUUCGGAAGCACACAAUGAAUGUUCACCCUGAAAAUGAACAGGUUUAUUUCAAUUGUAAACAUUGCAAUCUUACUUUUGCUAAGAAAUCACGACUAAAAAAGCAUAAGAAACACUUUCAUAAAAUCAAAAAACGGUCAAAACAAAGUAAAACCAGGAAAAAUCGCUCUGAAAACAAGACCAGUGCCAAAGAUGCCAAAUCAUGCAGGGAGGAAGAACCUAGUGAUACAAAAAAUGUCAAGUCAUUGGAACUGGGAAGGGAAUCCACAUUUGUAAUUGAACGAUCUUUUGGCGAUGCAGAUAGCAAGUUCCAUGAAAUGGAGCUUUGUAAUAAUAUAGAUUCUUUGGCAAACCCUGACAAGACUUAUUCCAGCACUCAGAAUACUGUAGUACCAGAUUCUGUCAAAAAUAACUUGAACAUUGAAAGUUCGCGGAAUGAAAGUGAAAAAUCAAUUACUCACAAUGUCGAUCUGGACGCCAAAAUUUCUUCUUCAAAUUCAGAAAACACUUCCGGUUCACAAACUUUUAAAAAGAACUUAAGCAGUUACAAUGCUGAUUUUUACAUAGCUAUUUCAAGUUCAGAUAUAGCUAGCGUUGAUUUGGAUGCUGUCGAAGACGUAAGAGAGGUUGGAUCCACAUGCAACUCUAAUUUAGACGAUGAUGAAACAAGUGCUUGUGAAAGCCAAGAUUCAAAUUUGGGUGUCGAGUCAGCAAAGAUGGGAAAGAUCAUCAGAGAUUACUGUUCUUGUGCUUUAUGUAAAAAGACUCUUCAAUUGCCGAAGCUUUCCUAUAAUUCUGCUGAUGAUGUAGAAGAUGGCCAGUUGGAUUUAUCAAAGAUCGCAGAAUCUGACCAAGAUGUAAAUGAGUUUGCCCAAGAUACAGACAGCUCACAAGAAUUAACUUUUUGCAAUGGAAGUGUCAAGGAAUCUCCCAAAACUACUGACACUUUAAAACCUUGUCCAGUUUGUAGGAAAAAGUCAUGUGUGUCACUUAUCUGCGCUCAAGCAAUGGAACAUACCUACAGUUUGAUUACCUCAAAAAAUUUUACUUGGUAGUUCUCGUUAAUUUAAAGACAAUUUUAAAACAAUAUAAGCUUACUGUAAUUCAGUGCUUCUGAAACUUUUUCAGUUCACGACCCACUUUUAUUGCCAUUUUUGCUGUGCAAACCACAAUGAGUCGUUAAUAAAUGAGAAAAGAAACAAUGCAUCCCCAUGCAAUUUACUUUUAAUGCGAAACUUGAUCUUGCAUAUUGGAUAUUUCCAUAUCCAAGCCUGAUAAUGAUGCAUAAUUCUAAUUGUUACGUAAUAAUAAUGCCUGAACUAUUUGAAAACUAUAUGUAACAUUUGGAAAUACUUUGCGAUCCACUUUGAAUAGCUUAGGGCAUGGUGGUCCAAGGUUGUCGGCUCCGCGGGCCACAAAUUUAUUUUUUCAUUGUUCGCGGGCCACAAUAGUGCCAAGAAUAGGUAAACAGAGCAAUACAAAACAAACGCUUUUAUUGUGCAAACACAUAUUUAUCGGACAUAGCCAUCACAGGCUAUUAGAAUCCGCAUUCGAUUAGCAUAUAUUACCGACCAAAAAGAUGGAACGCCAGCUUAUAAUUUAGACUGCCAAGCACAUCAUUCAAUUCGCUAUUUGCCUCAGAUAGCCAUAACACUAGUCAAUUCAGUGACAUAAGUGAUGUAACGAUAUGUCAAAAGGUUUUUUUGAUUAAUUUGAUGACGAAACAACACGAAAUGCGAUUUAUUAAUUACUCUCCGAAUGUGACGCGGGCCUGGGUUUGGACCACCCUGGCUUAGGGAUUGAUGGGGACCAGGGUUAAGAAACUGUGGUAUCACAUAAUUACGACUUCUUCGAUGCCAGUGGUUCUCAAUCUUUCUUUCGUGGCCUAUUUUCAUUGCACAAAAAUUCUCUGGCCUAUUAACAUUUUCAUGCAAUGGAAAAACUACAAUAAAAGCAGAAAACUAUGUCCUCAACAAUAGACUCUUUCACUUUAUUAAUUAGAAUAAAAAUUACCCUUCAGUAACAAAAACAGUAUGAUCGUUUGUUGUCACUACAAUUAAAAUUUAAGUAUGGUGACAUAAAUAAAACUAAAUUUAGCAAUCUGUUUGUGGCCCCACUGGUUUAAGAAUUUGUGCUUUAUAUUAUCCAAAUCCAAAGUUUUCUGUAUUCCUGAUUUUUAUACCAACGUGGAUUUAUAACUCACUAUAGUUCACUAUAUUACCUAAUCGUCUUAAUUUCCCUCCUUUAUAAGGGGAAAAGUUGAAAACCAAUCCAUUUUCUUGGAAUUGAAUUUGUAGACGAUCAUGUUCUAAACAAAUUUUGAUUUGCACUUGUAACCAGACAAGAAAAUGUGCUGUGUGCCAUAUGGCUGAGUCAUUUUUGCUUUAUCUGGGAAAUAUCUAGAAUCCUAUUCAAUCACACUCUAAUUCACUGCCAAUUAUUUUUAUUUCUUUUAUCAGUUCUUUCGUUUUAUUGAAGACUUCUAUCUUUGAUUUGUCAA